Molecule: messenger RNA, 687 nt
Organism: Orbilia oligospora ATCC 24927
Lineage: Eukaryota; Fungi; Ascomycota; Orbiliomycetes; Orbiliales; Orbiliaceae
Exons: 2
Coding region: 1-687 (228 amino acids)
Biological process (GO): regulation of DNA-templated transcription
Molecular function (GO): DNA-binding transcription factor activity, RNA polymerase II-specific; zinc ion binding
Source: RefSeq, a predicted model, not a curated record
AUGUCUAUGAAUCCAAAUCCUCGGAAACGGCGCCGCCUCCCUACUCUAGUCCCCGCUCCUGACCCAGUGCCUGGUCAACUAGAAUCAUCACAGAGGACCCCCAUCGAGAUAAAGUAUAAGAGGCAUCAGGCCGCAAAGGCUUGUAAUGCCUGCAGGCAGGCGAAAGCGAAGUGUAGCGAAGACAAGCCAGAAUGCCAACGGUGUCGAUCCAAGGGCCAUGAAUGUCAAUAUGCGAUUGAAGAUCCAGGGGAUAAUCGAAAAUCGAUGAAAGAAGACUUGAAAUCACUACAACUCGAAAAUAACAACUACAAGGAAUUGAUUGACUACAUGAAAACUGCAACCCCUCUGGCCUUGGGAAGAAUAAUUGAAGCCAUUAGAGACGAGGCUUCGGUGGAGGAUUUGAUGUUCAUCAUUCGGGAUGACGGCAAUUCCACGUUACUCCCUGCACCAGAGAACGCAGCAUACACUUUCUUAGGCAACGCUGUUUUGGAAGAUACAAGGCCAGCCGUACAUGUGCCGAUACAACCGAACUUCGGACUAUUUGAAGACAAGCAUCUCGGUAAUUGGAAGAUGGCACCUUGGGCAACAGCAUCUGGCAGUGAUGAAAUAUUGUCGCAACUGGUAUCCUCAUUUGUCUCUUGGGACAGCCAGCAUACGAAUUUUUAUGACCCAAAAACAUCCGGAUGA